GCCGCGGCAGACGCCCGGGUGGCCAUGGCGCCCGCCGAAGUGGGCCGGGUGGAGGUGGCCGACCCGGGCUCCCGGCUCCCGGGGGGCUUCUGGGAGGCCGCGGCCGUGUGGCUGGAGAGGCCGCAGGUGGUCAACAAGCGGCUGUGCGGCGCGCGUGUGGAGGCUCGGCGCCGCGCCCUGCUGCCGGGCGCCCAGGCCUGCCCAGGCUCGCGGUCAGAGGAGCGGGACGGGGCGGGACGCGAGCCCGGGGAGGAGGCCCAGGGCCGGCCCCUGCGCGCCGGGGACCCCGCGCAGUCCCGCGACGCCGCCGGCCGGGACGCUGACUUGGCGGCUGCCGCGGAUCUGGAUGCGCUCUGGGAAGAGUUCUCGGCGAGCCUCGCCAGCCGCCAGCCGGACAUGCUGGCCUUCCUCGGGCGGCCCGCGGCGGGGGCGCAGCCGGGGGCGCGGCGCGAGCUGGAGGUGAUACUCCGAACCGUGAUCCCCAAAGCAGGUCCCCAUGGCGCGCGCGCGGCCCCGGCGAAAGAGAUGGCCGUGCGAGAUGUGGCCUGCGGGGCAGUGAGCUUCUUCCCCCUGGAAGAGGACGGCGAGGGCAACCUGCACGUGCGGAGAAGCAGCGUGUACCGACUUGAGCUCAGACAGAGCGGACAGGCCUGGUUCAUAUCUGUUUUAAUUUUCUGUCCAGAAAGCUGGCACUCAGAUGGAGUGGUCUGUCCCAGACCCAGCUGGCUUGGAGGGACGCUGCUGGCCAGGCUGGCCAGGUGGUCUGUGGCAAGCAAGAAGCGUGCCUUUAAGGACACCCUGUCCCUCAUCUGCGUGGCCAAGUACAGCAGGACCCACCAGGCGCUCAGAGAGAAGUACAGAGCCCUGGUGAAGGUGUGGCCUGAAGUCACCGACCCUGACAAGUUCGUUUACGAGGAUGUGGCCAUCGCUGCGUACCUGCUGGUCCUCUGGGAAGAGGAGCGAGCUGCCAGGGGCGUGACGGCCAAGCAGUCCUUCGUGGACCUGGGCUGCGGGAACGGCCUGCUGACUCACAUCCUGUGCAGCGAAGGGCAUCCAGGCCGCGGAGUAGACGUGCGGAGGAGAAAGAUCUGGGACCUGUACGGGCCACAGACACGCUUGGAGGAAGAGGCCAUCUCCCCAAGUGACAAGACCCUGUUCCCUGGCGUGGAUUGGCUCAUUGGUAACCACUCGGACGAACUCACGCCCUGGAUCCCCGUCAUUGCGGCCAGGUCCUCCUAUGACUGCCGCUUCUUCGUGUUGCCCUGCUGCUUCUUUGACUUUGCCGGCAAGUACCGCCGCCAGCACAGCCAGAAGACACAGUACCGCGAGUACUUGGAUUUCGUCCAGGAAGUGGGGCAGACCUGCGGCUUCCACCUGCAGGAAGACUGCCUGCGGAUCCCUUCAACCAAGCGGGUCUGUCUCCUGGGGAAGUCCAGGACUUACCCGCCCACCGCCGAGGCCGCCGUGGACGAGCGUAGGGCCCAGUACAUCCGCAGCAGGCGGGGCUGCCCUCCGAGCCCGCCUGCCCUGGAGCCGCCGCCUCCCCCAUCUCAUGCCCCCGAGGCCUCAGACCCCUGGCUACCUGGAUUUAGGCCCCGGGAGAAAGCUGAGCCCACCAGGAACUGCACCUCCCUGCCCCGUGACUUCGUGGACCGGGUGGUGCUACAGGUGGCCAGUCUGCUGUUGCGGGGAAGACCACUCAAGCCAGGAGGUGCCUCGAGUGGGAAUAUGCAGGCCUGGGACACAGGAGAGAGCCGCUCCUUGGCCGAGGUGGCCCGCGUGCUGGACAGUGAGACGCUGCGGCGGCUGAAGCGGGAGUGUGGGGGACUGCAGACGCUGCUGCGUAACAGCCACCAGGUGUUCCAGGUUCUCCACGGGAGGGUGCGCAUUCGCGACUGGCGGGAAGAGGGGCCGCCGGAGGGCUUGCGGUCAGGCGCCAGGCGGAGACAGGCCUCGGAGGCCCGCAAGACCCGCACCUGCUGGUUCUUCUCUCACCACCCCGACGGCUGCGUCCUGCCUGCGCACCGCUGCCCGUUUGCCCAUGGGCCGGAGGAGCUGCGGCCGCCCCUGACCCCCAGGAGGAAACAGCAGAUUCCAUGAGCCACAUACUCUGUAAUUUACAGCCUGGCCAGAGGCUGAGCCGAGGGCAG
Ochotona princeps (American pika) is the source of this 2150-nucleotide messenger RNA. RefSeq names its product tRNA methyltransferase 44 homolog (gene TRMT44). Gene Ontology annotation, molecular function: tRNA (uridine) methyltransferase activity; metal ion binding. Gene Ontology annotation, biological process: tRNA methylation. The record is from RefSeq and is a predicted model, not a curated record. NCBI's taxonomy places the organism in Eukaryota, Metazoa, Chordata, Mammalia, Lagomorpha, Ochotonidae. The transcript is spliced from 11 exons. The coding region runs from base 25 to 2100 and encodes 691 amino acids.